UGUUUCAAAUGUUUAUAACUUUCAGCUUUCUAUUUUUAAUGUUUUUCUGUCUUCUCUCACAAUAAACAUAUUCCCCGUUACUCCGUUACAGUCUUACUCACUCGCCUACAUUUUUAAAAUUUACGAUGCCUUCCUUAUUCACUUUCCAGAACGUGGACCCCCCCUCGGGUCUGGACGUCCGUGAUGAAGCCUCCGGAUUAUUCCACCGUGGCUUCGUCAGCGACUCCACCGAUACCACCCUCACCCUCGAUUUCCAUUCCCCUCAUAAAUCCCCCGCCACCUUUCCCCUGGAGCAGGUCUUCGAUAAAGGCGAAGAUCUGGAAGAUGAGCAAAUCACCAGCGGCACACAAGUUGAAGUGCCGUACCAAUCGGGCGAGGCGCCCAUCACCUGGUACCCAGGAAAAAUUGUCGUAGGCGAAGCGUAUGCCUACGCUAUCGUCGAAUUUAGUGUGGAUGAUGAUAAAAACAAGAAAUCCAAGGUGAAGGAGCUGUUCAAGCCGGAUCUCCUGCGCAACCCCGAUGAAGAGCGGAUCCCCGUGGAUGAGGGGAUGUUCCGUCGGACGGAGAUCCCGUUGAAGAAGGAGCUGGUGGAGAAGCUUGAGGCGUUGAUGAAGACGAAGAAAGGGGCUGAAAGAUUGGAGGAGGUGUGGAAAGCGCGCGGCGUGUGUCGUGCCGAUGUGGAUAAGCAUCGGGCGCUGGUGGUCUUCCGCAGCGGGAAGGAUGAUCUGGAUGAGGCGUUCGUGGAGGAGACCGUGGAGGGGGUCGAGGAGAAGGGGACGAAGCGGGAUGCGGAGGGGCAGGAGAAGGGAAGCGCGUCCAAGACAGACGAGAAGGGCGACGCCAAAGCCCACCACCCAUCCAAAACCCACGUGACCGUCAGUACGGAGACUUUCGGGCGUCAUUCGCGGGAAUUUGAGCACUGUCAGCACGUGUUCCGCGCCGUGGAUGCCACCACGAAGGAGUUCACCUUCGAGGGCGGGGAAUCCGACCAUAAUGACGGAUGGCUGCUGCACUGCACUCUGGGCAUCCUCUUCGGCAAGGACAUCCAUCUGGACAAGCUGAUACUUUCCAAGACAUUCCCGUAUUUCGGCGACAUCAUCGAGAACACCGAGGACACCCUGAAAAUCAACGCCCACCUGGCGGCGGUGGCCAAGAAGCUGGUUAUCCGGGAAUGUGAGGUCUCGCAGUUCAUUCACAGCGUCAUGGAAGUGUCGUCGGGGCUGACGGAUACGACGGCGGUGGUGGAAGAGGCGGAGCUGGAGCUGCACGGAGAGGACGCCGUGGAGAAGGCGUUGGCGGUGUUUGAGGAGAUUGUGGAGGAGCUGGAUGCGGAUCAGAAGGAACGGGUGAAGAAGGCAUUGGAGAAGAAUGCCGAGGAAUCGUUGAAGAUCCUCAAAAAGUGGGAACCAAAACAUUUCUCUAAACUGAAAGAGGCGGACAUAAAAAAGGUGGAUGUUUCAUCGCUGAAGAAACUGACACAGAUGGCGAUCCUCUACACAUUCUAUUGACGUUGUAAAAUCAAAUCUCGUAGCUUACCUUUUGACAUUUUCAUCUCUGCUGUCUGCACCAUGGAUCUGCCCGAGAUCUGUUUCCAUGCAUUUAUUUUAGUAUAUUUAUCCAAUGCCAGUUUAAAAUUUUAACUGCAUAUGAAGCGGCAAUAAGUAGUGAUAGGAACUGUUUGGAUGGGAUUUAAAACGUUUUUGUUAAUUUUAGAAUCUCUGGUAUUGGUUUGUCGGUGUAUGCCGGUGUCGUUUUCAACCCGGUAAAUUUAGGUACAGUAAUUGCAUUUUGGUUAUUUCGCGAUUGAUUAUUUUAACAUUGAUCACGGACGUAUAAGCAAACGAUUCGGUUUUUUUUUUCUGGGCAUAUGUACCCGGCAUCUUAGUCCGCUU
Paramacrobiotus metropolitanus is the source of this 1892-nucleotide messenger RNA. RefSeq lists its product as uncharacterized. The coding region runs from base 126 to 1508 and encodes 460 amino acids. The transcript has 3 exons. Lineage: Eukaryota; Metazoa; Tardigrada; Eutardigrada; Parachela; Macrobiotidae. The record is from RefSeq and is a predicted model, not a curated record.